Messenger RNA from Ogataea angusta, 378 nucleotides. RefSeq lists its product as uncharacterized. NCBI's taxonomy places the organism in Eukaryota, Fungi, Ascomycota, Pichiomycetes, Pichiales, Pichiaceae. Bases 1 to 378 code for a protein of 125 amino acids. The record is from RefSeq and is a predicted model, not a curated record. The transcript is spliced from 2 exons.
AUGUAUUCGUCGAAUGUCAUUUCAGAGUCCUUAGAGAGCAGACACAACAGCACCCAGGGUCACGAGACCAGCAAACAGGGCGACCAGCUUGGAGUUGGAGCCGGAGUAGGACAUUGGGUUGGUCAGAGCGGCAGCGCCGGCAGUGGAGCUGGCAGAGGAGCCAGAGGAGCCGGAAGAAGAGCCAGAGCCAGAGGCACUGGAGGCAGCAACGUUAGCGGUGCCGACCAAGCUGUAGGAUUUCCUUGGAUGGAGCUGGCGCUUCGAGCGCCAGAGGCCGUAGACACGUCGCGAUGCGCCGCUAGUGCGCCUCCUUGGCGUGUUCUUGUGCACCGUGUCACAGGGGCUGGUACCCACCGCGUUUUUCCAGCGAUUAGGUAA